Messenger RNA from Trypanosoma theileri, 1041 nucleotides. Its product is annotated as thymidylate kinase. Gene Ontology annotation, biological process: dTTP biosynthetic process; dUDP biosynthetic process; dTDP biosynthetic process. The coding region runs from base 1 to 1041 and encodes 346 amino acids. NCBI's taxonomy places the organism in Eukaryota, Euglenozoa, Kinetoplastea, Trypanosomatida, Trypanosomatidae. The transcript has a single exon. Gene Ontology annotation, molecular function: ATP binding; dTMP kinase activity. The record is from RefSeq and is a predicted model, not a curated record. Gene Ontology annotation, cellular component: mitochondrion; cytosol; nucleus.
AUGAAGAUUGUCGUAUUUUUGGACGUCCAAAGCGAAAAACUCCGCUCCACUAUUGCCUCAGAAGCAGCAGUGGGGGAUUCCGCUGAGAUUGUACAAUGCCAGGGUUCACUUGCGCAUACUAUUCGACAUAGGGGGGUUAAACAGUCGGAUAAGGCCGAUACUUUUACUUGUUUUAUCACGGAAAAACAGUCCCUACAUAACGCUGAUGUUGUUUACGCGUUGUUUUGUAAGCGUCUGCCUGUUCUAUCCCUGAUAGAGAGCAAAAGUAUUUCAGUAUCCUUACUUGAAACUUUGUCAACUCUUGGUGUGGAUAAUUUAGGUAACCUCCUUGAUGCACAAAUUGCUGCUAUAAAGGCUUUUUUCUCUUUUCAACCAAAAAAAGGCCAAGUGUUCGUUUUUGAAGGCGGUGAUGGUGUAGGCAAAGCCACACAGACGAAACUUUUAUUUACUCAUCUUGAACAUCUGGGUUAUUCUGUUGCCACUCUUGACUUUCCAUCUGAAAGAAAUCGAUAUGGAGGUCUUCUUCGCGAGGUUUUGUCUGGUAAAAAAGGAGGCAUACAUGAACUGGACCCAAAAUUAUUUAGCCUAUUAUUUUCACUAAACCGUUUUGCUUGUAUGCCUGAACUUCAGUAUUGGAUGUGUCGUGGCCGAAAAAUCAUUCUGGAUCGUUACUAUACAGCAAACUGCGGACAUCAAGCUUCAAAACUUCCAGAAGAAGAACGGAAAAAGUUUAUUCAUUAUCUACAGACAAUGGAAGUUUCGUGGUUCGGACUUCCACCAGCAGAUAUAGUCCUAUACCUUGAUCUACCUCCUCAAGCAGCCAUGAACGCUAUGAAGAAAGAUCAGGACCGUGGUCCUCUAGAUAUUCAUGAGACUGCCCAAUCUAAUUACAAGGAAACUGUUAGACAAACCUAUUUGUGGUGCUGUCAUGAACUUCCAAAUUGGUUUCAUAUAGAAUGUUGUGAUAUAAAAGGAAGUCGUUUAGGCCGUGAGGAAACGCAUAAUCUAGUGUAUAAUGUAAUAAAGGGAAACCUUAUUUAA